AUGCCAAAAGGCACAAGAUCGAACGGAAGGCAUGUCGGGCUGGACGACUACCGGCCGCCAGAGGUGGGAAUUGUUGGUCGUUCAAGUGAUUCGUAUCAUUUGAAAUUUGAAUCGGAUCAGUCGAGUGAUUCGGUCAUUUCGGUCGUUUCGGUCAUGUAUCGAAAAUCGUUCUUAUCAUUAGGUCAAUCUCUUUUCUUUUCAAUCAACCGGUUUUAUGAAGAUUUGAUCCACGUUCGGUUUAUAAUAUAG
Macrosiphum euphorbiae (potato aphid) is the source of this 249-nucleotide messenger RNA. The record is from the annotation of a GenBank genome assembly. NCBI's taxonomy places the organism in Eukaryota, Metazoa, Arthropoda, Insecta, Hemiptera, Aphididae.